Messenger RNA from Aspergillus puulaauensis, 456 nucleotides. RefSeq lists its product as uncharacterized. The record is from RefSeq and is a predicted model, not a curated record. Gene Ontology annotation, molecular function: protein binding. The transcript has 2 exons. Bases 1 to 456 code for a protein of 151 amino acids. Lineage: Eukaryota; Fungi; Ascomycota; Eurotiomycetes; Eurotiales; Aspergillaceae.
AUGCCUGACGAUGAGUACACUAUUCGCGUUGAUCAUGUUUCCGACAUUUUAUUCCUCCCCAUACCGCCAUCGUCCUGCAUGGAUACCGGGUCUUCUCCCAACGACUGGAAAGGUGCAGGAAAUGAGAAAUUUAUCCAGGGAAAGUAUUACCUGGCUAUCGAUUUUUACUCCCAGGCUCUGAACUCGUCUCCAUCAAUUGCCGAACUCAUAGUAAUAAGGCAGAAUCGUGCGUUCUGUUUCCUGAAGACUCACCAGUUCGACGCGGCCCAUGGCCUGCCUGAGUCUGGACCCUCGGAGAAGGCCCUGUACCGCAAGGCCCAGGCACUGCAUUACCUCCAACGAUUUCAGGAAGAGAGCCUCCUCUUGAAGACCCUAGAAUUACUCGGGUUCUCGUUACCGGCGGCCAGCUCCCUCGGGUCCCUGGUACUCGCCUCCGGGUGGAGAAAUGGGGCAUGA